UCCCCCCGCACCUUAGCAUCUCUAUGCCUGGAUAUUUAUCCUUACAUAGAAAUGAAUUCUUUAGACUGGGAGUUUGCGUCCCUUACAGGGCAUCCUAUCCAAGACACUGACCUCGACCAACUCAAAUUUGCCUACAGGCCUCUACCAACAGCCUCUUCCAUCCGCUUGUUGCAUCUCCAGUCCGGUGUAGGCGAUGGCGCUGUCAUCCGUCUGUUGACGAGAACCGUUGAUCUCGACGACAAGCCGCAAUACGACGCGCUCUCGUACACCUGGGGCCGACCGAUAUCUGUGUUCCAAACAAAAGAGGGGCGCGACUACCUAGAGGAUCAACAACUGCCCGUCAUUUGUGAUGACCGGAUCGUAAAUAUAGGGCAAAACCUACAUGAAUUCCUUGGCGCCUGGCAGCGGAUGCUUCAAGCCACCAGCGAUGGCAAUGAUGAGAGGACGGUGUCUGCGAGAAAGGUUGGUUUGCUACCUCCAACUGAGCUGUGGAUCGAUGCUCUCUGUAUCAACCAAAGAGACAUGGACGAAAAAAGCACCCAGGUUAGCAUGAUGGGCCGCAUCUACAGCCAGACCCAAAAGGUAAUCAUCUGGCUCGGACCGGAAGAUAACUUCACACGACCAGCUCUUCAGAUCAUUUUCAAGAUGCAAGAAAUCGAGCAAUUACAAGCCAGGGCUUGUCGCUCAAUGACGGAUGAAGACGGCUGUAAAUCACUGGGACUACCACCAAUCACAUCCAGCAUCUGGUGGUCUGUCUUCGCUUUCCUUCACCGUUCUUGGUUUCGGAGAGUCUGGGUGAUGCAGGAACUGGCCUUCGCACCGCAAAUCCAGAUGCAAUGCGGGCUCUUGACGUUUCCAUGGGCCGCUCUGAGCAAGGCCGCCGGUGUCCUCUACGAGAGCAGACUUGGGGACUCCAUGGAUAUGUGGGCCUGGAUGGAGUUGGAUGGACCUAAAUUCAACGAGCCGUUGUUUCUGGAGGACCUUACUCCGAUCUUGACCACCGAGGAACGACUAGAUUCGGACCGAAAUUUAUUCUCGACAUUGAAAGGGCGAGCCGUAGGAAGUUCCUUUCACAACAUUAUACGGCUAGAGGCUACACGUGUCGGUGACGGCUCAAGACUAGGAGAUGGAGCUGACGGUUUCCGGCUGGGCACGAACUCGAAGGAAAUUAUCCCGUUCGUACCAAUCUUGCAUAUGUUCGACUCCACGCGCAGGUCGGAGUCAAGUGAUCCACGUGAUAAGAUUUACGCCGUGUUGGACAUUGCGAAGAGAGACGUUCAUGACACUGACCUUGUGUCUCCAUACCGCAGACCCCUCGUUCCAAAUUAUCACCUGGAUACAGCGGAAGUAUACCUCGAGGCUGCGUGGUAUAUCUUAUUAUCUAGCAAUGAUCUGGAGCUCCUGUCAAGGAAAAAUCUUUAUUCAAAGAAUGAAGAGAGUGGGCUGAAGCCUCGGAGUCUUCCGUCUUGGGUUCCGGAUUGGACUUUGACUUUGAAUGAGACAUCAAUGUGGGCAUUGAAACCAUUCAAGGAGGGUAAUUGGUCAGCAUCGCGCGACGUAUUUUGGGUGCCACCUGAAAAGUCGAGCGUAUACAGACAGAUCUUGACAGUUCAAGGAGCCUUGGUGGAUGUCGUCGCGGAGGCAGUGGAAUCUGAGAGCUUCUCUCUGAGCAAAUCGGGCGUUGUCGCUGCUGGUCUUCCUGCAGUUUAUCCUUGGGCAUCAGAGAAGUUAACACCCGGGGACGUACUCUGGAGGACUCUCGUUGCCGAUUACGACGAGAACAACUACCCUGCUUCUGACGAGUUCAAGGCUAUUUUUUACGAUAGCUGGAUGGAAGAGAACAGAAAGGCCUAUCGUGAAUAUUAUUGCGAGGAGGGGCUUUCAGAUCCAGAGAAGGAGGCUGAAUGGUUUCGCUUUGUAAACCACACUUCCGCAAUAUUCCCACAAGAGGAAAAGUCAUUCGAAGAAACAAUCAAGACCGAGAUAAAGGGAGAAAGGUGUCAGGGGAGUGUGGCACCAUCACCUCAGCCAAACAAUGAAAAGUUACAGCAGAAGCCCAGGCAACAUGAUGGGCAAUCUGCACGGAACUCAGUUGCAUCUGAGAAGCCCCCAAUCCAAAUUGAACAACUUUCCUUCAAUAAUACAGAACCGGAACACGAGAGACAAGAAAGGGCAGAGGAAAACUGCGCAGUUCCCUCAAAGCUUAACCUCGCUAACCAGGCUCUCUCCCAAUUCGACAUCAUGAUGAAGCAACUCGCCAAAUCCGCCGAAUUUCCGCAGAGUGGCCCUGAUGGGGCCAAUAGAGCAGAUAGCAAAGUUGAGGUAGAAGAGGAAGACGACCAUCAAGACACCAAUACCGAUGAAGACCAGGCCCUAACCCAACCCCCCAAAAUACGCUCUCCUCACUCCUUCUCGGAGCGCGAGUUCGAUCGCCUGAGACUUAUGUUCAGCUCCAGUAGAAGAAUCUUCAGGACGCGUGAGAAUUAUCUUGGUAAUGGACCAAGGAGCAUACGGCCGGGUGACCAGGUUUGGAUUCUAGCGGGGACAAAAAUCCCGUCUGUCCUGCGUCCGCAGGAAAACGGCAAAUACGUGCUCGUCGGAGAUUCUUACGCCCAUGGGAUCAUGCAUGGAGAGGCAUUUGAGAGGCAGGGGUUUGAGUUUGUGGACAUUCAGCUAGAAUAACAUCAGCAGAUCCCAAAAAUUAUAGGGUAAUCAGGUCGGAGAAGUCCUUAGUAGCUUUCCAAAACCUCCCA
This is a messenger RNA of Hyaloscypha bicolor E, 2753 nucleotides long. RefSeq lists its product as uncharacterized. The transcript has a single exon. The coding region runs from base 52 to 2682 and encodes 876 amino acids. The record is from RefSeq and is a predicted model, not a curated record. NCBI's taxonomy places the organism in Eukaryota, Fungi, Ascomycota, Leotiomycetes, Helotiales, Hyaloscyphaceae.